AUGGACGCCUGGGAGGCCACCAAGGUGGUGUUCGACCGGGUGCGCGCACUGGACCCCGACAACGCCUCCAAGAUCACGGGCCAGCUCCUCAUCCAUGACAACAGCAACAAGGAGCUCAUCCGCCUCGCCUUCGGCCCUGAGCACUUCCUCCACGCCUUCGUAGCCAGCGCGCGCGCCGACCUCACCGGCAAGCCUGAGUCCCCGCUGUCGCCCAUGCUCGGCCCACUACAGACCAGGCCACCCUGGGGCUUCCCGAGCCCUGGAAGCUGCGACCAUCAGUCGCCGACGCCUUUCGCCGGCGCCGACCAUGUCGGGUAUGAUGGCGGCGAUGCGUUCUACCCCGAGAAUGAGCACGACUGCUGGUCCCCGGUGAGCGGCGGCCACCGCUGGAGCUUCUCGCUGAGCGACGCCGAGGUGGCUGUGUGGAGGCCGUGCAUGUACUCUGCGCGUGGCUAUUGCAAGUACGGCUCCUCCUGCCGGUUCCUGCACGGCCUGCCCGAGGACGACGCGGCGGCGAAGGAGCGUGAGAUGGAGGCCAUGCGCACCAAGGCAUUGGCCACCGGGCGGCCGCAGCAGCUCAUGGCGCCGGCGUUCCCCUUCUCGCUGUUGCCGCCCAAAGGCAUCAACCUCAACUUCUUGCUCCACCACCACCAGCAGAACGAGCCGCAAAGAGUGGCCAUGCUGAUUGGCGGCGGCGACAUGCCCAGGUUCCCGGUGCGCUCGGCUCGGAUGGACUGCUGCGACCUCAUCGCCAGCCCCGCCGCGCGGCAGAUCUACCUGACAUUCCCGGCCGACUCCAUCUUCAGUGAGGAGGACGCGUCCAACUACUUCAGCAUGUACGGGCCGGUGCAGGACGUGCGCAUCCCCUACCAGCAGAAGCGCAUGUUCGGCUUCGUCACCUUCGUCUACGCGGAGAGCGUGAAGAUCAUCCUGAACAAGGGCAACCCGCAUUUCGUGUGCAGCGCGCGCGUGCUCGUCAAGCCAUACAAGGAGAAGGGCAAGGUCCCCGACAGGUUCAGGAAACUGCAGCACCCGCACCAUGGGGACUUCGCCGGCUGCACGUCGCCCACAGGAUUACUUGAUUCCAGGGGUCCCUUUGAUCUGCAGCAGCCACAGAUUGGACCAAGGACGAUGAUGUACCGGAACAUUGUUGCUAACCAUGAGGCGUAUCUGAGGAGGAAGCUUGAAGAGCAGCAGCAAGCGGCCGAGCUGCAGCAAGCCAUUGAGAUGGAGGGACGCCGGUUCAUCGGGCUGCAGCUCCUUGACCUCAGGAGCAGGGAUCACCAUCUUGGCUCCCCCAUGCCUCUUGGACAAUCUCAAGGUCAACUUCUUAACCCAGACAAGUUCUUGGCUCUUUUUCAUCAGUGAGGUGCUUCCAUGUUGUGACUUCCAUGGUUUCUGGUUGUAGAUAUGAAGCUGAAUAGUACUAGGCUUUCCAUGAGUGCGCCUUCAGCUGCUGCUAUCUCUGCAACUAAUGCAGAAGGCAAGCACGAGGAGCAGCAGGUAGAGGAUGGUGAUGCCAGUCCCAAGCAAACGGUCAGCCUUGGGGAAGAUGAGAAAAGGGAAUCUAGUCCUGUGAAAGCAACACAAAUUGUUGCUUGUGGCUUCCAAGAAAGUGGCGUGGUGGAUGACAUUUUGCCCGAGAGCCCCUUUGCAUCUCCCACCAAGGCCUCUAUUGAUACUCAUACAAUAGCUCACAAUGGCAACAGCAACAACAGCAGCGCUCAUCAUGUGGCUUCAUCCCUUUUCCCACCUACAUCCACCCUUGAGCUGCCCCCAUACAGGUCCUGCUGA
Panicum virgatum (switchgrass) is the source of this 1794-nucleotide messenger RNA. Its product is annotated as zinc finger CCCH domain-containing protein 22-like. Gene Ontology annotation, molecular function: metal ion binding; RNA binding. The transcript is spliced from 6 exons. NCBI's taxonomy places the organism in Eukaryota, Viridiplantae, Streptophyta, Magnoliopsida, Poales, Poaceae. The record is from RefSeq and is a predicted model, not a curated record.